GUUCACAUAAGUCUGUCCCAAUGUUGCAUCAUUCACAGAAAAAUACAAUGCCUGGCCAAAAAAAGACGCCAACUGGAUUUAACUAACCAAAUAGAAUCUUUGAAGUGACAAUGGCACCAAACCUUGCACCAGUUGGAGGCAUCACUCUUUUUCUGGGCUUAGGCCUAGGCCUCAUAUACCAGUUAUACCAGGUCAUGAAGCAGCAGGAGAAUCCUCACAGGCAGGAAACAACGAGGACAGGUCAGAAUAAAGCUAAAAAUGUUAAACUCUCUGCGUAUGAACAGCGCAUUGACGCUCACCGGGUUGACCCACAGACCAUACAGAUCACAUGGAGGGAUAUCGCAGGUCUGGAGGAGGUGAUCAAUGAGCUAAAGGAGAAAAUGAUCUUCCCCAUUCGGAACAGACAUCUGUUCAGGGAAUCCAGGCUGCUGCAGCCACCCAAAGGUGUGCUGCUGUAUGGACCCCCAGGAUGUGGUAAAACACUCAUUGCCAAGGCGACAGCAAAAGAGGCAGGCUUUGCUUUCAUCAACUUGAAGCCGAGCACGCUGACAGACAAAUGGUACGGAGAGUCCCAGAAACUGACAGCUGCUGUGUUCUCACUGGCCUCCAAGCUAGGCCCAACAAUCAUCUUCAUUGACGAGAUAGACUCAUUUCUGAGGAAUCGAUCCAGCAGAGAUCAUGAAGUCACAGCUAUGAUGAAGGCUCAGUUUAUGAGUUUGUGGGAUGGACUCGAAACAGACCACCAGUGCCAGGUGAUCAUUAUGGGAGCCACCAAUCGUCCUGAGGACAUAGACCCUGCCAUCUUGAGGAGGAUGCCCACCAAGAUCCACAUCAAACUGCCUAACUUUGAGCAGCGCGAGCAGAUACUCAGACUGAUCCUGGAAAACGAGAUGGUGGAUCCACUGAUUAACCUCAGCCACAUCGCCGGGGAAACUGAGGGUUUCUCAGGAAGUGACCUUAAAGAGAUUUGUCGUGAGGCAGCACUGCUGUGUGUCCAAGACAUCAUCCAUUCUGACACCCUUUCAAAUGUCCGGAUCCGUCCAAUUAGUCAGAAUGACCUCCAGAAAGCUACAAGGAAGAUGAAGAAGUCCAAGAUUCCUGGUGGCCACGGCACAAUUUUUUCAGAUGACCCUAUUCGUCAGAUUAAUCAGGAUGACCUCCAGUCCAACACCGCGGGAAGAUAUAGCAUGCUGCCGUUGUACAUAUUUUUAUUCAUAGUCAUUAUUUUAAUUUUUAGGUCUGAUAAGAGUCUGUGCACACUUGGCUACCAUGAGAUGAGCGGAAGCAGCCCCAACGUUAUAAUUUCCAUUAUAGCUGUAGAAACCAGACUGUCUUCUCUUCAGCAGGAUGUUCAGGUGAAGCUUGGAGAUGACGUCACUCUUCAAUGUCAGAUUUCCACAGAUGAAAUAAUCUCAGUGCUGAAGUGGAGCAGAGCUGACCUGAACACAGACGGCUACGUCUACUUCUACAGGAACAAACGCUCCUAUGAAAACUACCAACAUCCAUCUUUUCAUGGCCGAGUGAAGCUGAGGGACCCGGAGAUGAAGGAUGGAGACGUUUCUCUGAUCCUGAAGAAUGUUACGUUUAAUGAUGCUGGGAUUUAUGAGUGUCACAUAGCAGUGAGGAAGGCUGGGAGAUAA
Pelmatolapia mariae (spotted tilapia) is the source of this 1640-nucleotide messenger RNA. Its product is annotated as outer mitochondrial transmembrane helix translocase-like. Lineage: Eukaryota; Metazoa; Chordata; Actinopteri; Cichliformes; Cichlidae. The record is from RefSeq and is a predicted model, not a curated record. Gene Ontology annotation, biological process: extraction of mislocalized protein from mitochondrial outer membrane. Bases 111 to 1640 code for a protein of 509 amino acids. Gene Ontology annotation, cellular component: mitochondrial outer membrane. Gene Ontology annotation, molecular function: ATP hydrolysis activity; ATP binding. The transcript is spliced from 13 exons.